AGGUGACCCGACCGGAGGGGAGGGAGCGAGAGAGCGAGCGGGUGGCGGCGGCUGCGGCGGCUGCGGCGCCUGAGGAGCCCGGGGCCCCUAGGCGGCUGGGGUGGUCUUGUGUGGGUGGGGGUCGUGGAGGCCUAGGUUACAACCACGCCAUGGGGGGCUUGAAGGAGGAGCUGCUCAAGGCCAUCUGGCACGCCUUCACUGCGCUCGAUCUGGACCGUAGCGGCAAAGUAUCCAAGUCUCAGCUCAAGGUCCUGUCUCACAAUCUGUGCACGGUGCUGAAGGUUCCGCAUGACCCCGUGGCUCUGGAAGAGCACUUUCGGGAUGAUGACGAAGGACCCGUCUCCAAUCAGGGCUAUAUGCCAUAUUUAAACAAGUUCAUUUUGGAAAAGGUUCAAGGAAACUUUGACAAGAUUGAGUUUAAUAGGAUGUGCUGGACGCUGUGCGUGAAAAAAAACCUCACCAAAAGCCCCCUGCUCAUCGGCGAAGAAGACUCCUUUAAAGUGUGGGUGAUUUUCAACUUUUUAUCCGAAGACAAAUACCCGCUAAUUAUUGUGCCUGAAGAGAUUGAAUACCUGCUUAAGAAACUAACCGAAGCCAUGGGGGGAGGCUGGCAGCAGGAAGAAUUCGAACAUUACAAAAUCAACUUCGACGCUCAUCGAGAUGGCCUUUCUGCGUGGGAAUUGAUCGAGCUCAUCGGAAGCGGGCAGUUUAGCAAAGGCAUGGAUCGGCAGACGGUGUCGAUGGCCAUUAACGAAGUUUUUAAUGAACUUAUAUUAGAUGUACUGAAACAGGGUUACAUGAUGAAAAAAGGCCAUCGAAGGAAAAACUGGACGGAACGUUGGUUUGUGCUGAAACCCAACAUCAUUUCUUAUUACGUGAGUGAGGAUCUCAAGGAUAAAAAAGGAGACAUCAUGCUGGACGACACGUGCUGCGUCGAGUCCUUACCUGACAAAGAUGGAAAGAAAUGUCUUUUUCUGAUAAAAUGUUUGGAUAAGACUUUUGAAAUCAGUGCCUCAGAUAAGAAGAAGAAACAGGAGUGGAUUCAAGCCAUCCAUUCUACUGUCCACUUGCUGAAGCUGGGCAGUCCCCCCCCUCACAAAGAAGCCCGCCAAAGGCGGAAGGAGCUGCGGAAGAAGAUGCUGGCGGAGCAGGAGGCGCUGGAGAGGCAGAUGAAGGAGCUGCAGGUGGCCAACGAGAACAAGCAGCAGGAGCUGGAGCAAGUGAGGAAGAAAUUGGAAGAAGCUGCAUUUCGUGCUGCCGAAGAGGAAAAGAAACGCCUUCAGACGCAAGUGGAACUACAGGACAGGUUCAGCCUGGAGCUAGAAAGAGAGAAACUCAUCAGGCAGCAGAUGGAAGAACAGGUGGCCCAGAAGUCGUCUGAACUGGAGCAGUAUUUGCAGAGAGUCCGAGAACUUGAAGACAUGUACCUAAGGCUCCAGGAGGCUCUAGAAGAUGAGAAGCAAGCCCGGCAAGACGAAGAGACGGUCAGGAAGCUUCAGGCCAGGCUGCUGGAAGAAGAGUCUUCCAAGAGAGCUGAGCUAGAAAGAUGGCACCAGGAGCAGCAGCAGGCCAUCCAGACCACCGAGGCUGAGAAGCAGGAGCUGGAAAACGAGCGCGUCCUGAAGGAGCGGGCCCUUCAGGAAGCCAUGGAGCAGCUGGAGCAGCUGGAGCUGGAGAGAAAGCAGGCUUUGGAGCAAUACGAGGGAGUCAAAAAGAAGCUAGAGAUGGCGGCCAGCAAGACCAGGAGCUGGAAGGACAAGGUGGCGCAGCACGAGGGGCUCAUCCGGCUGAUAGAACCGGGUCCAAAAAACCCCCAUUUAAUUACAAACUGGGGACCGGCCGCAUUCACUCAAGCAGAACUCCAGGAACGGGAGAAGAGCUGGAAAGACAAAAAGAGCACGGAGUGAACCCCAGGCAUCGCCGCCUGCCCUGCAGCCGGAGGGCUCGGUGCCAAAGACAGGGCCACGGCUGGCCUCCUCGGGGCCGGCACCCCAAGGAAGCGGCCUUCAGCCCCGCCGCCCGGACGUCGGACCCCUUGUUUGCCCCCCCUCCCCCAUGGCUUUCCUUUGGGAGCCCCGUGUUAGAGAUCGACUACCACGUCCAGCGUCCACCCCCGCCUUCCUCUUUGUCUUUGUCCCACAUCUUCCCUCCCCUCGGCAGGCCACGAGGCUGACCCGAGGCCUUCCCAAUUGUCUGCCCGGCCACGCGACCACGACUCCCCGAUGGCCCCUCCGCAGGGUCACUGGCCGGGUGGCGUUUUCCCAGCUAUCCGGCAUCCCGGCUGUUCCCUUCCUCCCACGCGGGUUCUCCCUCCAGGCCGGACGUUCCAUGCCGCUCCCCACCGUGGCCGCGUGUCCUCCCAGAGCCCAGCCGCCGGCUGUGGAGAAGAGGACGGGGGACAAAGCCGCUGUGGAACGACAAGUGGCCUCUGUGCCAGCCCGGCCUUGCCCCGCGGCAUGCUGGGUGGUGCUGAGGAGAGGAGUGCGGCCGCGUGGGCAGAAGGCAGGACGGUUCCCCUGUGCCGAGAAGGGGCUGCCCCCCGGUGUGCCCCCAGAAGUGAGGCGCCUGACCUACGGGGCCUCCCGCAGCUUCGGUCACCCGGCCGGGUCCCGGCCCUGGAGGGACGCCGCGGGAACCAGCUCCUGAGCUCGACGGCCCCAAGAGAGUCCGGCCUGCGUCACUGCCCCGAUGCUUCUUCCCGGCUGACCGUAGAGAGUCCCAGCCUUCUCCCUCCAGCACUCCGCGGGGUUUCCGUGAAAGCCGUCCAAUCUGUUUUUCUUGGGAGGCCCCCCAAAACGCCAUCCCUCGGCUGGUCUUCAGGGACUGAACCUCUCCACACGGAGCGAGGCUGCUCCUAGGCUUGAAAGCUCUUCAGCAUUCUAGGACGUGCCGGCGCUGAGCCUCCAAGAACCCAGGCUCGUCUUCAUGCCAGCUCGAGCUGUUUGAGGAGAGUUUGAGUGGAAUAUUAAUCAUAUUAAACUCUUCCGAAAUGUCGUGCAUGCAGAUGGUAUUAUUUUAGACAAGUAUAGAUGUAGUCGAAAAGGGUUUAUAACCCAAUAAGUGACUGUCUCUUAUCCGAGUGAAAAGCAUUAACCAGUGAAGUGCCCUUACGAACUUUAAUCAGGGAGCCGAAACAGAAUUCUGUUCAGUGUUCGUCUCGUCAUUGUCAAGUCACUUCUUGGGCUUCUGGAAGAUUUACCGACACAGUUGGGUUUCCGCCUCUUCUACCCAGAGAUUGAUCAGUAUCUACUUUGUUUAUUCAAUAACCUCCUUACAGCUGUGGAAGGAGGCCUCGUCCCAGCCUUUGGGGUCCUCCUAAACUCUUCCAGUAAGAUCUGGGAGAGGACGGACAGUUUCCGAUGAGAGAUCCCACGUAGGACGGUAAUAAAACUCCCAGAGAGCUGGAGGGAGACGCGCGGCGUCCUGCUCUCACGGCGAGGCACGGCGAAGGCUCUCGCUCCGAGCGACCCUCAUCCGUCCCCCGGCUGGAUUCCGAACUUGGUUUCAGCCCUGACUGAGGGGAGACGUCCGUGCCGGAGAGCUUCAGUGGACGUUUGCCCUCUGCCCAGUGCGCGGGAGGCCCAGCACCCGAGGGACCCCGGAGGAAGCGUUGGCAUCACGUUAAAACCGGCGAGUGCCGGUGCAUUUCUGUGAAUUGUGGACGGCGUGGAAAUGAGUUCAUUCCACUCAUCGUUGGAACAGUCCCAGGAUUCAGGGCUGCGCGACUCCUCCGGGGUCCCUCGGGCUCAGUCCAUACCAGAGAAAGAGAACCCCAACAGGUGGUCACCCCGAUGUUGCUGAAAUGCCUCUGGCCCGGGGGAGCCCGCGGCUUCCUGAGGCAGCCCAGCUCGUGCUUGGCAUCACGCCUGAACGUGCUCCUUUGUGCCUUGUGCCCACCCCUCCUGCUUCUUUCUCGGGGAGCCGGACGGAGCAGCUCCGAUCCCUCUUGUCGCCUUCGGUGCCGUUCACGGCCCUCCCCCACAUUCCCCAGGUCUGAAACCAACCGCGCUCCGUGGCCCAGGGCCGGCAGACCGCGCGUACCCUUUGUCGUGACUGCACAGAAGUGACCAGCGGCGUUUGGACGCUUCCCCUGGACGCCUAAGCGACUGGCGAUGUGGUUGUUUAAAAGAGAUUUUAAAACAUUUAAAAAAUUUUUAUUACAUUAAAAUUUAAUUUAAAUCAAAUUUAAAUUAAAUUUUAAAUUUAAAAGAAUUUUAAAAGAGAGAGAUGUAAAAAAAUGCCCACAGGUAACAAAAAGGUCAGUGCUCGUGUGUGUUCAGUCUGACGAUGCCCCGUGGCACGCCGUCAUUUACCAUCUCAUUGUCUAAACACUCUAAGAACGGGCAAGCGCCACUUGUCUAACUUCUGCUAAUUUCCUAAAGUAUUUGUAAAGGGUUCUGUAUUGUUUUUUAGGAAAACGGACCAAAUGAGAACAGGGACAAACAAAUGAAUGCUGCGCCUCUAGAAUUGUCCACAUUAAUAAAACGGUGGGGGAACGUCCCGUGUGUUUCUUAAUAAAGAAACGGAUGUAUGCGCUCCGUUUCACGGUGCCGUAACCCUGCGCGGUUGGGGGCGGGGCUGACAGGACGCACGUGGGCAGGAGGGCAGCGUUUCUUCCCUGCCGUUUCCGAGCCCCCAGUUCACGGGGGAACAUGAUUGCCAUAAAGAACCCAUAAAGACAUUUUCUCCCUCAUGAAUCUCAGACUUAAUAGGCCGGGCUUGCCUUGCCGCACCAUUUUGGUUUUUGUUCCGCUGAUUAAAGGGUGGACUUUUACGUGUUAAGAGGAACUUCGCUUUGGGUUUGGAGUAGGAGUAGGAUUGCCCAUCUUGUAGGCAAAGCAGGGCCAGAGUUCAGCGGGCUUCACCUCCUUUCACUUCUCGUAAAGACUUCCAGGUUAGCCCAUGACCGCUUGGACCUCUGACAGGGAGGGAAUUGGGGGCAGAACCAGGCCUACACAUCGUUCCAGUGUUUGGUCUUUUAUAGGCUCUCAAGGGGUUGGGAGGACCCCCCAAAACCUUGAUGUUAUAAAGGACUCCUAAUACAAGAUUGGGACUGCUGCUAAGCUCCUGGCGAUGGCCAUUCCUCCCCUGCCUCUUCCCCUCAUUCAGGUGGUCCCUUAGAGCACUGGCAAAGAUCUCACAUGGUCAAAUUUCCUUUUUGUUAAUUCUCUAAAAAAAAUGUUCACUUCUAGCUCUUUUAAAAUCCCCUUCAUUGGGGGGGGGGGAGGGGAGGGAGGGAAAGAAUAGGAUUCUUGUAACCAAGGAAUAAUGUUCUAAAUGGACUAAAUAAAAUUUUCACAAAAAAAGACAAAAAAAAUCCCCUUCAUGUCCAAACGUAUCCCCCUUCUUUCUUUAUCAGAGAGCAAUUGCUGCUCAGAAAGAAAGAAAAAAUCCCAAACUAUUUAGCAGUCUCAGUAUUUUUUAUGUUAAAUUCACUUCGUGCCCCCUCCUGUGUAGAAAUGAGGCUUAUUUAAACUCUCCUUCCAACCCCAGAGGUAAGAGUCCAGUCUCCUGGUCCCAUUUUUCUCUCCUACUUUUUAUCCCCUAUAAAAAGUUUUAAAACAUUUCUCAUGUCCCAUUUUAUUCUCCGUGGCACUAAAAACAAUUUUGUGGGUCCGUUUCCUAAAUCAAUUAAGCUAUAUUUCCGGCAUGUGCUAAGUAUAUAUAGAUAAAAAGUGAAAUCCUGUCCUCAGAGAAGCUUCCAUUCUAAUAGAGGAAACAUCUAUAAAUCAACACACAUAAGAUAAUAAUAAUAGAUAGGAGUAACCUUAGAAGGGAAGGCUCUAAUUGCCCUUCUCCAGGUUCCACUCAUUUAUUUCUAGUUCUCUUUGGUGGGACCAAAGAAAACAAGUAAAAUCCUUCCAUGCUUUGCAAAACCCAAAGAUUUAGAGCCUCUCAAUUCUCCUCUGGGCUAAAUAUUGCUAGUUCCUUCAACUGAUUCACUGGCCUGAACCAUUCUGGAUGGUCUCCAACUUACCAUCCCCAGAUUCUGGUACUCCUAACAGGAGACACCAGAUGUGGUCUGACAAGGGCAGAAUACGGAAGGAUUUAUCACCCCUUCGUUGCUGGAAGCUAUGCUUUAAAAAAAAAUGCAGCCCAAGAUGACCAAGGGGCACCUAGGUGGCACCAUAGUGCACAGAGUGCCAAGCCGGGAGUCAGGCAUCUUCCUGAGUUCAAAUCUGGCCUCGGACACUAGCCAGCUGUGAGACACUGGGUGGGUCGCUUAACCUUGCUUGUCUCAAUUCUUCAUCUGUCAAAUGAGCUGGAGAAGGAAAUGGCAAACCACGCUAGUAUCUUUGCCAAGAAAAUCCCAAAUGGGGCUAUGAAGAGUUGGACACGACUGGAACAACUCAACAACAAAAUAUGGCAUAAACUUUUUGUUUUUGACUUCCACCUUCGCAUCGCUGACUCAUAGUCUGCAGUCCAAUAAAAUCUCAGAUAUUUGCAGAUCAAUAGCAAUCCAA
Messenger RNA from Monodelphis domestica (gray short-tailed opossum), 6464 nucleotides. It is a transcript of the gene SWAP70, whose product is annotated as switching B cell complex subunit SWAP70. NCBI's taxonomy places the organism in Eukaryota, Metazoa, Chordata, Mammalia, Didelphimorphia, Didelphidae. The record is from RefSeq and is a predicted model, not a curated record. Gene Ontology annotation, cellular component: nucleus; cytoplasm.